AUGUUCUUCUCCCUCCAAACCAUCGCCCUUAUCGCCUCUUCUGGUCUUUUCGCGCAAAGUGUGUCGGGCGCUACUAUCGAAGAGCGUGCUACUAGUCUGUGCAACCAGGCCAACUAUGGUGCCAAGGGUUAUCCUUGGAAGUCCAACUCCACCCCGGGGUCGUUCUGCUCCAAGACGAAGCCUUCCAACUCCAAGGCUUGGGCUCAAAUCCCUUUCUGGGACGGCGGUGAUCACGUCCGCUGCUCUUCGGCUCAGCGCAACAACUACAAUGUCUGCAAGGGCGGUAACAAGAAGACGAGCUUGCCCAAGAACUGCAAUCCUCCCCACAAGCACUCCAAGGGCACCACCUCUCCGGCCGGCAAGACUAGCACCUCGGCCACCAACAAGGCUGCUGUGAGCUCUACUGCUGCUUCCUCUGUUGCCGACACCACCACCACCACCACCACCGGCACUACCGACUUUGUGCCCGUGUCCUCUACUACUACUUCUGUCGCUGCUGCGAGCUCUACGGCGGCGGUGGUUGACCCUCUCUUCGACCCUGUUUGCGAGCUGACUUACCAAGUCCAAUACUCCAACUACACCCUUUUCGCCGCCAACGGUGUCUGGGCGGGCCUUACCGUGGGGGCUGCUACGCAAGAUGCCAGCUACAUGACCUACACCCUCGCCACCUCUGUCGACGACUGCCUCGCUGCUUGCGACCAAAUCGAAGGAUGUGUUUUCGUCAACACAUACUACGACGUCAACGAAGAGGAGAACUACCUCCCCAAGCACGCGGACGGUGUCCUUACUUGCUCCAUGUACUCGACCUGUGUCGGGACGGAGAAGAAUGACAAUUGGGGUGGUCAGGAUGAUCCUAACACUAUUGUUGACUCUAAUGGCUACUGCAAGUCGGGCGCUUGUUCCUCAUAA
This is a messenger RNA of Cryptococcus amylolentus CBS 6039, 909 nucleotides long. RefSeq lists its product as hypothetical. Lineage: Eukaryota; Fungi; Basidiomycota; Tremellomycetes; Tremellales; Cryptococcaceae. The transcript has 4 exons. The record is from RefSeq and is a predicted model, not a curated record. Bases 1 to 909 code for a protein of 302 amino acids.